UACAACGGUGCCGGAAUCUCUCAAGUAACAAGUAACGGGUGUGCACUUAGUUUUGGAAAAAGAUCGAUUAUCUCUUUUUUGAACUUGAAGUUAUAAAUACAAAUGCUGGCAUAGUGAAUACCUAAUCAUGCAAUUGAGGAUGAGCAUGCCAAAAUUCAAAUUUAUACAAUUGACUUGGGGAAACUACCCAUGCUGGAAACUGCCAGUCUGCAAGGUAUGGCAAUUUCGACAAGAUCUGGCCGGUGCGGGCUUGUUCAGCUGUUGCGGCGUGGUGCGGAUUUCGCUUGGUGUGCGGAUUUAGUGGAUCACAGUGCAGAUUUGGCUUGGCGAUGGACUUGACGGACAAGACGAUAUUGAUGAGGCAAAUCGAAAAACAUUGCUGGAGCUUUUAUGUGUAAUUCAGUGUCCCCUGGGUUUAAAUGAGUGUGCAACUGCUGGUCAUUUUUGGGUUCUGUGCGGAUCUUUUACCCUCAGCCCACAUUGGGGUGGAUUUUCCGGUUUUGAAUUUUCCUCAUAUAUCUUGUCUGGUCUGUCAUGUCCAUCAACAAGCAAAUCUGCAAUGUGCUACACCAGUGUCCCAAAAUUAGGGAUAUUUUGGCUUGGGUGUUCGAGGGUAAAAUUCCUCACUACAAAGAGGACUGAAAGUGGAAAAUUGACAGUCAGAAAGAUACAAAGAAGAAUGAAAACAUGAUCACCAUUUUCUAUGUGAAUGUUACAGGAUGUGGGAGCUGCAAUGAUUUAAUGGAAUUUGAAUGUAGGUACAAGCCAGCCAGCAAAUGUACAUGCGGAUGAUCUUAGUUGUUAAAGUUGGGAGGGCAACUUGUCCUGGAAAAUUAAAGCAGCAACAUGGUAAACCGUUGUUGUGUCAAGACAUGCAAGCAACACUUUGAUUACAAGCCCCAACAUAAGCAGGGUGCAAAAUGGAAACUACACAGAACCUUGGUACGUCACCUGCGACGGCGACGUCACCUGCGAGUUCCGCGGAACCCCUGACGCCGUCACCAGCUGGACCAUCCGCGGCACUGGACCAUCCAGCGACGGCCGUGACGCCGUCACCAGCUGGACCAUCCGUGGCACUGGACCAUCCAGCGACGGCCGUGACGCCGUCACCAGCUGGACCAUCCGCGGCCCUGGACCAUCCAGCGACGGCCGUGACGCCGUCACCAGCUGGACCAUCCGCGGCACUGGACCAUCCAGCGACGGCCGUGACGCUGUCACCAGCUGGACCAUCCGCGGCCCUGGACCAUCCAGCGACGGCCGUGACGCCGUCACCAGCUGGACCAUCCGCGGCCCUGGACCAUCCAGCGACGGCCGUGACGCCGUCACCAGCUGGACCAUCCGCGGCACUGGACCAUCCAGCGACGGCCGUGACGCCGUCACCAGCUGGACCAUCCGCGGCACUGGACCAUCCAGCGACGGCCGUGACGCCGUCACCAGCUGGACCAUUCGCGGCACUGGACCAUCCAGCGACGGCCGUGGCGUCGACUCUGCCAGUGCCGGAGACGACGGCGACGUCACCUGCGAGUUCCGCGGAACCCCUGACGCCGUCACCAGCUGGACCAUCCGCGGCCCUGGACCAUCCAGCGACGGCCGUGACGCCGUCACCAGCUGGACCAUCCGCGGCACUGGACCAUCCAGCGACGGCCGUGGCGUCGACUCUGCCAGUGCCGGAGACGUCGGCGACGUCACCUGCGCCGCUGGUGUCAACACCGCACGGACACCAGCUGCGAGCUGGUAAACGGCGGUGGAGUGGAAGCAGAGCGCGCAAGCCACCAGCCAGCUGACUCAGAGCCCAGGGGGCGUUCGCCACCAACAUCCGCACGGCGCAGCUGCAGAGGUGAUUUCUGCCAUGGAGCAGCAUCCGCGGCUCCAUGACAUCAUCCUUCCAUCAUUCUCCAUCAUCAUUUCCGGAGCUCACCCGACGGCGGAGCUGGCGACGCCCGCGCCCCGCCUGGCCGUCCAGCCUGCGCGCUCCGCCGCGCGCCGCGGGCCCGGCUCGCCGAGACGUCCGGCUUAGGUCGGCGUUUGAGGCGCGGCGGGGGGCAACGUCUCUGUGCCCUGCUCCGGGUCCCCGCCGCCUGCGGUCUCUUCUGCUGCCGCCACUGAGGGGAACGGCUCUUCUUCGUCGUCGUCGUCGUCGUUGUUCCCUCCAGCCCCCUAGGGGGCGUAGCCGAUGAGGCUCAAUUGGGCGCGGUAGCGAAGACAUCAUCGGUCGACGGUGAUGCUGGCGGGCCGGUGGCGGCGUGCCCCGUCGGCAGCGCGCCUGGGGAGGACGCUGGUGACGACGAAUCUUCAUCGCCGUCGGCACCGGUCGCGAGCGAGUCGCUGUUUAGUUGGCCUGCUACUGUGCCAAAAAGUGCGACUGUGGCCAGACUGGUAUACGAUUUGUCAGUGCUUACGCCCCUCUUGCCGUGCCGGCCGUGCUCUUUGCCGUCUAUUGGGGAUGCGUUAGAGUUAUCGUUUUGGGGUUUAUACCGGUAUCAAGAUUGAUUUAAAUGAUGGAUUUCAUCACAUUUCUCGCGCACGUUCCACACGUCCUUUUGGUGUUUUGUAUGAUGGUAAAACGUGCUUAUACCUUUUCUCUGUUACCAAUGGGCCCUAUUAGGUACUGCAUCUCCUGCAUUAUUAGGUAGAGAUGCAGUACCAUUAUUAGGUACUGCAUUAUGAGGUACUGAAGGAGAUGCAGUUAGGUACUGCAUCUCCUUCGGAGAUGCAGUACCUAACAGAUGCUUUCAGUGAACUUGUAGAGUCGAGAUUUAACGUCAGGUGUUUGGCGUAUUUAGAUGAUUUUCUUUUCAUGUCCAAGGACGCUGAAUGGUAUCGCUGCGUUUCUGACUAGUGUUGGGUUGUGUAUUAAUUUCAAUAAAUUAGUUCUCGUUCCGUU
This is a messenger RNA of Amphibalanus amphitrite, 2884 nucleotides long. RefSeq names its product vegetative cell wall protein gp1-like. The record is from RefSeq and is a predicted model, not a curated record. The coding region runs from base 921 to 1784 and encodes 287 amino acids. The transcript is spliced from 4 exons. NCBI's taxonomy places the organism in Eukaryota, Metazoa, Arthropoda, Thecostraca, Balanomorpha, Balanidae.